UGUUGCACAGUGUCGCCUGUGUACGUAGCCGGAAAGCUCCCGCAGGUAAUUAUACCAGGUAAUAUUCUUUGUCGCGCAAUCUCGCAAAUCGCGCGGGAAACUGCCGAGACUGUCGAGCUUAGCAAAAAUGAUUUUCCGGCAAAAUCUUGUUUGUUUCUGGUCUUGAAAAAUUCUUUCAGAAAUAUUCGCGACGAGAACUCGCGCGCGAAAACCAAAAAAGACGAAAAUUAUGACAACCAGCGAGAAUUGGCGGCAAAACGCGAUCAGCUGAUUGGUAGGCGCCGAUUUGGGCGCGAAAUAUCGGCAGCAGCGACCAAUGAGACGCGAUCGAGAUAAUUUUACCCGCGUAAAGGUGCUGGGUUAGCAACCGGUUCGUUUCCUCGAAUGUCGUUAAAUCUCAUCGUGUUGUGUCAUCGUCAACGUCGUCUGUUGGUUCUGAACGUUCGCCUUGUUUAAAAUAGUGAGGUAAAUUUGCAGAAAUUAUCUCGAUAACUAUGGCUUUGCAUGAAUCUACGAAAGAAAACAUUGGUAGUGUCCGCAAACAUCUUGAGGACGUGUCCUUGCACACAUCACCAAAGAAAUCAUGCAUAUCACCAACUAUAACUCAAGAUUAUGGAUUAAAAACUGCAAAAGCUGUACAAAAGAUACAGCUGACAGAGGAGGAUUCAUUAUUGAAGUUCGAUCCACAAAUAGAACCUCUUCUUCAAGAGGAUUCGUAUCGGGAAGAUGACAUCUUUCCUAUUCAAUAUCCUGAUGUUUGGGACAUGUACAACAAAGCAGUGGCCUCAUUCUGGACUGUUGAAGAAGUGCCUUUGCACAAGGUGGACAAAAAGGAUUGGGAAGAAAAGCUCACUGCCAAUGAAAGACAUUUUAUCUCCCAUGUAUUAGCAUUCUUUGCUGCUUCUGACGGGAUUGUUAAUGAAAAUUUAAUUGAGAGAUUCUGCCAGGAGGUAAAAUUGCCUGAGGCCUAUUUCUUUUAUAUCUUUCAGGCCACUAUAGAGACUGUCCAUUCUGAAAUGUAUUCUUUACUCAUUGAAACAUAUAUUACAGAUCCGAGAGAAAAAGAUUUCUUGUUUAACGCGAUCGAAACUCUCCCUUGCGUGAAGAAAAAAGCUAAUUGGGCGUUACAAUGGAUCCAUCACGAGAGCGCAACGUUUCCCGAACGUGUACUCGCAUUCGCAGCGGUCGAGGGAAUCUUCUUCAGCGGCAGUUUUGCCGCGAUCUUUUGGUUAAAGAAGCGAGGGGUUAUGCCAGGCCUUACUUUCAGCAAUGAACUCAUCUCGCGAGAUGAAGGAUUGCAUUGUGAUUUCGCGUGUCUAAUGUUCAAACACAUAGUUCAAAAGCCGUCGUUCGAACGCGUGAAACAGAUUAUAAUGGAUGCUGUGGUGAUCGAAAAGGAAUUUUUGACAGAAGCGUUACCGGUUAGCCUGAUAGGAAUGAAUUCUGAACUCAUGUGCACUUACAUCGAAUUUGUCGCAGACAGAUUGUUUGUUGCGUUAGGAUACGAAAAAAUUUAUAAUUCGAAGAAUCCGUUCUCAUUCAUGGAUUUCAUCUCUCUGGAGGGCAAAACAAAUUUCUUUGAAAAGAAAGUGGGCGAAUACAAGAAGUUCGGAGUUGUAGAGGAAGAUUCUCAGAAGAACAACGACACAACAAGUGUGGGGUUCGGCGCAAGUUUUUAGCGUGUAAUAUCUUGAUAUAAA
Messenger RNA from Pseudomyrmex gracilis, 1700 nucleotides. RefSeq names its product ribonucleoside-diphosphate reductase subunit M2 B-like. The transcript is spliced from 7 exons. NCBI's taxonomy places the organism in Eukaryota, Metazoa, Arthropoda, Insecta, Hymenoptera, Formicidae. Gene Ontology annotation, biological process: deoxyribonucleotide biosynthetic process. Gene Ontology annotation, molecular function: ribonucleoside-diphosphate reductase activity, thioredoxin disulfide as acceptor. The record is from RefSeq and is a predicted model, not a curated record. The coding region runs from base 495 to 1679 and encodes 394 amino acids. Gene Ontology annotation, cellular component: cytosol.